Candidozyma auris is the source of this 1506-nucleotide messenger RNA. Its product is annotated as glutamyl-tRNA(Gln) amidotransferase subunit PET112. Gene Ontology annotation, molecular function: glutaminyl-tRNA synthase (glutamine-hydrolyzing) activity. Bases 1 to 1506 code for a protein of 501 amino acids. NCBI's taxonomy places the organism in Eukaryota, Fungi, Ascomycota, Pichiomycetes, Serinales, Metschnikowiaceae. The record is from RefSeq and is a predicted model, not a curated record. Gene Ontology annotation, biological process: glutaminyl-tRNAGln biosynthesis via transamidation; mitochondrial translation. The transcript has a single exon.
AUGCUUCUUAGAAGGCUACUGACUUGGGCCCCCUUUCCAGGUUAUUCUCUCAAAUGUGGGCUUGAAAUACAUACUCAACUCAAGACAAACCAUAAGCUUUUCUCGCUUUCAAAGAAUUCACCCGAUUCGGCUCCGAACGCUAACACUUCCUACUUUGACUAUGGCCUCCCGGGAACAUUUCCUAAGCUCAAUCCUGAAGCAUUACUUCUAGCGCUCAAGGCAGCAGCAGCUUUAAACUCAGAUAUCAGUGAACUUUCCCAUUUUGAUAGGAAGCAUUACUUUUAUCUCGAUCAGCCCUUGGGUUAUCAACUCACUCAGCAUCAUAGGCCCUUGGCUAAGAACGGCAGCUUGACCUUGACAAAGAAGUAUGAUAACGUUGAGAAGGAUCAUGAAAUCAGAAUUGAGCAGAUCCAGCUUGAGCAGGACACUGGAAAGCUCAAUUACAACGAGUACGACGGGACCAUCACAAUAGACCUCAACAGGGCCAACGUGCCUCUUAUAGAACUAGUGACUAAACCAGAUUUCACUCAUAUUGACCAAGUUAAAGCGUUCGUUAGAAAGUACUUGACUUUGAUGUCACAUCUUGGUGUGUGCUCCGGUGAUAUGGAAAAGGGCGCCAUGAGGUGCGACGUGAACAUCUCAGUCAAUGACGGGAAGAGAGUGGAAGUCAAAAAUUUGGGCUCCACUUCUGAGAUUGUUGCCGCGGCAACGUACGAAUACUAUAGACAAGUUGAUCAAUUGAAAACAUCAAAUGAAGAAAUCAUGCAAGAAACCAGAGCAUGGGAUGGAAAGGCAACCAUUAGAAGAAGGGAUAAAGAAGAUGCUAACGAUUAUAGAUACUUGCCUGAUACAGAAAUUCCAUGCGUAUACUUGGAUGCAAAGAUUGGUGACGAGAUUCGUGCCAUCUUGCCUGAAUUACCAGACCAGAUUCUUGAUAAGCUUACACAAGAACCUUAUGGAUUGGAAGUUAAGCACGCACGUUUCCUUGUUGACAAUGUGGACAUUAUUGGUUACUACUAUGACUUGUAUGAAUACGGAUGUAUUGGGGCAAUGCUUCCUGUUAGAACGGUGAACAAUUGGCUUCUUCACGAAUUGAUUGGAGCAUUUAAAAAGCUUGAAUUACCUUUUGAUCGCACAAUGAUCUCACCUAGAAACUUGACUGUGUUGAUGGUUAUGGUCAACAAAAAGAAGAUUACGUUUUCCUCUGCUAAACUUCUUUUGGUACAACUUUUGAGCGGGCCCGCUGAAGAUAGGCUGCUCUCGAUGCACGAGCUUGUUGAGAAGUAUGAUUUAGGUUCAGCAAAUGCAGUGCCGACUGAAGACCUAGAUCAAGCUGUCUCUGAGAUCUGUCAGGAGAUUAUUGAUGCGAACUCGGACGUUGUUGCCAGAAUAAGAGGAGGUAAGAGAAAAUCGCUCAACCACUUAAUCGGACUUGCCAUGAGACAGACUCUGGGUAAGGUUGACUCUAAGGAAUUUGAAAAAGCAUUCAUUAAACUAAUUGGAUAA